Molecule: messenger RNA, 1514 nt
Organism: Hemibagrus wyckioides
Lineage: Eukaryota; Metazoa; Chordata; Actinopteri; Siluriformes; Bagridae
Product: insulinoma-associated protein 1-like
Exons: 1
Coding region: 216-1379 (387 amino acids)
Biological process (GO): neuron differentiation; regulation of cell cycle process; negative regulation of transcription by RNA polymerase II
Cellular component (GO): transcription repressor complex; nucleus
Molecular function (GO): DNA-binding transcription repressor activity, RNA polymerase II-specific; RNA polymerase II cis-regulatory region sequence-specific DNA binding
Source: RefSeq, a predicted model, not a curated record
UCCUGCUAUUGACGUCUGGAUUGCAGCCAUCUGCGUCCUAACUGAUGCACAAUGCGCGCCCGGUGGCUUUAAAAAGGGCGAGACGGCGAGCAUCAAUUCAGAAAAGUCUCGAGGCGUUCACAUUUCGGGGAAUGCAGCUUGCUCCUUCAUAACCCUGAGACGUUUCGAACAAACCGACACAAAACGACUUCAACUGGACGUCAACAACAGCCACCAUGCCAAAGGGUUUCCUGAUAAAACGAUCCAAAAAGGCCGGAGCUGUAUCCUACAGAGUGCGGGACGAGGAUGAGUCGACACCGCAAGUUCUCCCGAGUCCAGGGCUUCACUCUUUCUGCGCUGCAACUUUUCCCUCAGUCACUGUUCAAAGGACUUUGAACCGAAUUUCUUUGGGAGGCCUGCCUGAAUCAUUCUGCGCGCCUUCGCUCAGUCCGACGCGUCCAGAUGGCGAGGGUUACGCAAACCAAUAUCCAUCAACGCACCACAACGAUCAGGGUUCUGCUGCAUUAUUAAGUCGGGCUGAGCUUUUCCUCGAGCCAGUUCUCGGUGGCUUUGCGGUCAACGGAUCUCCGGUAUCACCGAGUCUACCUGAAACGAGCACCAAAGUCGACUCUGUAACCAACACUACAAAACGACCCGCACCGCCAUCGAACUCCAAAAGCAACCAAGCCAAAAAGCGCAAACCUUCUCAAGAGAGAAAAGCGAUUAGUCGAGACGAAGUUACCACUUCUCCUGUUCUCGGUCUACGCAUUAAGGAAGAUCCUGUUGAAGACUCGAAGCAGAAUGCGAGCAGACAUCUAGGUGAGUUCAUCUGCCAGCUGUGUAAAGAGAGAUACUCGGACCCUCUCACCCUGGCGCACCACAAGUGCUCGCGUAUUGUGCGCGUCGAGUACCGCUGCACCGAGUGCGACAAAACAUUCAGCUGCCCGGCGAACCUGGCGUCUCAUCGGCGCUGGCAUAAACCCAAAGGAGAAGAAAAUCAACCGAGUGUGAUGAGCGGGACCAGCGCCACCACUCAGUCCGAGAACUCCGACUCGGGCUCUGAGGAUGAAGCGCUGUUCAGUUGCACUCAGUGCGCCAAAAAGUUCCGGAGACAGGCUUACUUGAGGAAACACCUCGCUCUCCAUGAGCGGAAAGCUGCAGGUUUACGGCAGGAUCUCAACCUCGCAAGUCUGCCCGAGUCUAUCGUCCUGGCAAAGGAAGAGUCUCCGGAAAUUUCCCGGAAACUUCCGAGCAUAACCCGAGCUACUAAAACGCCCGACGUGUUUCCGUGUCGUUUCUGCGGAGAGAACUUCUUCUCCUCACCAGGGCUGACCAGACACAUCAACAAACUCCAUCCAACAGAAAGCAGACAGAUGAUUUUACUCACACACAACAUUUAAGCACAGAACCCAGCCACAAUGAGUGAGCUUGUGAACUGCGCCUUAACCCAAAACUCUAAAAAAAAUCAAUUUAUUUUAUUAUUACAGGAUGUGAGUUGACUCAUGUCAACACACGGAAGAAAAAAAAAAGUUGUA